AGUGGUGUGAUAUAUCCUGUAUGACUCUAUAUGCCAUUAUCUGUUUGUCGUUCUUUUUUUUUCCUUACAAGAGUGCCAAUGCAAAGGCCUGGCUUGGGAGGAAUUCUGAGCCUUCUGUAAGAUCAAGAUCACCUGUUGCAUCAAUAUCAAGAUCAAGAUCGAAACAAAGUAAUUUUUGCCUUUGUUGUGCCUUUCAACUACCCCACAUGUUAUCACCUCGCAGAGCUUAUACUGAUCUUCAAGAUCGUCGCACCUCUCAACAACAAGAACAAGAACCGCGGUUGAGUGUGAGGAGCCCUGUCUGGCCUCGAGGACUUAUCAUAAAUAUAGAUGCCAUCGCUCAGCCAGGCUUGGAGUGAUGAUGGAUCAUCUUCCGGUGGAAAUAAUUGUGCACAUUCUCUCCUUCCUCUCUGUUGCUGACCUCAUAUGUGUUUCCCGGGUUAACAAGAGGAUCGGUGAAUUGGCAGGAGAUCAACAAUUAUUAAGACACUUAGACUUACGACAAGCAUACUCAUGCUCCCAAGAAGACUUGAAGAUCUUGCUGAGACCUAAAAAUAGGUGUUAUAUGGUACAUAGAUUAGAUAUGGAUGCUGUCUACUGGUUCAGGCCUCCCUUUGACACCAUUGCCAGAAUGAAGAACUUGAAGUCCCUUCACUUGCGAGGCAUUUCCUUAACCUUCAAGCAGCUGCACAGCCUGCUUACUGCUGGCCUGCCAUUGCAGGAGCUGUCAAUAGACUGGCCAAAAUGUUCCCAACAGCCCAUGAACAUGAUUGAAGAGAUGCAGGAAGGACUAAGUCAUUUGAAGUUUCUCUGCCUCACUGUGCAAUUACUUAAUAAUGUGGUAAAUCAGUUUUUGAGACAAUGCCACAUUCCCUUCAGGCUGCUUCUCUAUUGUUCAAAACUGCACCAGCAUUUUCCAUUCAGAAAUAGAUGGGACAUAAUCUUUACUUCCAAGCCUAGCAAUCUCAGGGAGGUACUUACAUUGCAAUCUGAAGGAAAUAUCAUGACAGAGAAGAAUCAUGAGCAUCUGUCACCCCUCAAGCAAGUAACAGAGGUUGUGUAUGACAGUCUCGGUGUUAGUGAUGUUCCAAACUUGACGGCUACAUUGUAUGCCCAUCCUAGACUCAAAGGGCUUCAGAUACAACUCUCAAGACAGCAUGUGGAACUCCAAAGUAUUUGUGAAGCAGCUCCGCAACUACUGUGGCUCAGACUGCACAUGCCAGAUUCAGAAAAGGAGAAAAGGAAAGGAUAUGUUCACUCUAUCUCGACUCUCCAUCAGCUCACUCACCUGUCUUUACCAGCACAUAUUCUCUGUGAAACAUGUGGCACAGAGAAGGGCUGCACAACACCUGCAAUACCUCAGGUGAGCACACCAAAUUUCAAGAGGCCACGCCUAGGAGUCACCAGUGAGGAGGAUGCUGAUGCUGGAAUCUUGAACCUCAUAAUUGAUAACUGCCCACAGUUGACCUUGCUGGAGAUUGGAGUGGAAGAUACAGCUUUCAAGUCACAGGCCGCAAGAUCCACCUACUGGCAUUCUUUGAAAAAUAUUAGAAAAUUGAAGAAGCUCACUCAUUUAACAUUAUGCAACAUUCCAGUGACCAAUGGCAGCUUCCUGCAUGAGAUUGCUGCUGGGUGUCCAAGACUUAAGUUCCUGAAGUUGGCUAAUCUUGGUCCCAGUGGGAAAUGUUGCUAUUUAAAGGAGUUGACUGACUGUGUGACUCAUAUGGCCUGCCUCACCCACUUCAGAAAUCUGAGAUUCCAUCUCUACCCUGGAUUUUGAAGUUGAUGAGUGCUUGGACAACAAUGCCACAGCCUCUCCAGACCCAGCAGUCAACAUAGAGUCAUCCAGUGGUACCACACAAGCAGCACCUAAUUCCCUGGCUACAUCUGUGAUGCUGCCGUUUUCUUCACCCCCCUCACUGCCAGAUUCUUUCCCAUCUCAAAGACCAUCUGCAUCAAAUGAUUCUACUUUUCGAUCUGCCAUUUGUGCUUCAGGGAAGCAAAAGAAGAAAGUAGAAGAAAGAUAAUUUGAUACAAGCUGCUUUAGCCAAAUUAGAGGCUGAAAAAAACAAGAUUCAUUUAUGGCCUUUGGUGUGAUAGUUGGCAAAAAGCAGAAAAUAUGGAAAAGUUUCAGGCUGUGGUUGCUGAGAAAAUAAUUAAUGAUACCAUGUUCUUGGGUAUCAUUAAUUUAUGGCCUUUGGUGUGAUAGUUGGUAAAAAGCAAAAAAAAUAUGGACAAGUUUCAGAUAAUGAUUGCUGAGAAAAUAAUUAAUGAUACCAUAUUCUUGGGUACCUUAAAUAAACUCACUGAAGAUCACCACAUUGCAGACCAGUGACUCAGUAGAUAGAUAGGCUACUUUCCUUCCACCAGGUGUGUGUGU
This is a messenger RNA of Scylla paramamosain (green mud crab), 2380 nucleotides long. RefSeq lists its product as uncharacterized. Lineage: Eukaryota; Metazoa; Arthropoda; Malacostraca; Decapoda; Portunidae. The coding region runs from base 359 to 1780 and encodes 473 amino acids. Gene Ontology annotation, cellular component: SCF ubiquitin ligase complex. The transcript has 11 exons. Gene Ontology annotation, molecular function: protein binding. Gene Ontology annotation, biological process: SCF-dependent proteasomal ubiquitin-dependent protein catabolic process. The record is from RefSeq and is a predicted model, not a curated record.